AUGGAUUUCGAGCAGGGCUGGUCACAGAGGGCACAGCGACCGGAGACACAGCGUGCUGAGGGGUCGCGCUGGACCCCAGACCCCAAGACGCGACCUGUUGCCAGCGAACGCAACGCUCGACCCGCUGGCGACGCGUACAUUCCGAGCACUUCCGUUCAAGGCUGGAAAGCUGCACCAGCGCCGGUGGAGCUUGGCAACGACACACUCGACGACACGGACUCGGUGGGCAACGUUGGUGGUGGCGGGCCCCAGACGGGUCCCACGAAGGUCGGCGCCGGUGCCGCUGAACCCGCUUUGACGUUCGGUGCGGCGAGUGUUGGACCCUUUCCACCAGAGCAAGAGCCGGUGUGCCUCUGUCGUGUGCGCUCAGUGGGUGAACUCGCGUUUCAGACCUGGUGCAGCCUGUCCAAGACCCUGCUCUAUUUGUGUGAGUUUACCUGGGCAAUCGUGGUUUUCGGUGUGACAGCGAAUUCCCUGUACAAUGGGAGUCAGUGCGCGCUGUCGAGCACGAACUCGACGGCGCUUUGCCGCUACGCCAUCGCCCUGGGAGUCAUCGGCUGGGUCCUCGUCCUGAUCCUGUCUGUUGUGUAUUUCGCAACCAACGCACUGGCGAGGAUUCUGCCGCCCGUGUACGAGAUGAUCGUGCAGUUGUUUCUGAUGGUCUGGUGGUUCAUCGGCAGUGUUGUGAUUAGUGCAAGCCUUGGAAGCUCCUCUCCGAAUCAGGUCAGCAUCAAUACGGUAAUUGCUUUUAGUUGGAUGCUAUUUGUCAUGCAUUUGGUGCACAGCGGUAUUUGUCUUUGGCAGUGGCUGGAAUCAGCCGGAGUGCUAGCAACGAAGACGACGACGACAACAACAACAACAACGACUAUUGCGCGUGAACAGCACGCACCUGCGACGCGAAAGACAGGACCGCCAUCACCGGUUCUAAGUGACCACACGGUGCACAGCGGCGUGUAG
Cyanidioschyzon merolae strain 10D is the source of this 957-nucleotide messenger RNA. RefSeq lists its product as hypothetical. The transcript has a single exon. The record is from RefSeq and is a predicted model, not a curated record. Lineage: Eukaryota; Rhodophyta; Bangiophyceae; Cyanidiales; Cyanidiaceae. Bases 1 to 957 code for a protein of 318 amino acids. Gene Ontology annotation, cellular component: membrane.